CGGACUCUUGCCGCUAUCAUAACAACUGGGAAAUCGGAAAUCUCUGACUUCCGACAUCAGUGCGUUCAAAACAACCUCGGGGAAAAACGAGCUCCGACUAGUGAAAAUCGUUUACAACCGUCAUCAUGUGCAGCAGGGUAGCCUAGUGGUUAGCGCGUCAGACUAGUAACAGGAAGGUUGCAAGUUCAAAUCCCCGAGGUGACAAGUUACAAAUCUGUCGUUCCAUUUAACAGGCCGUCAUUGAAAAUAACAAUUUGUUCUUAACUGACUUACCUAGUUAAUAAAUCAAACUCGGAAUCCUAAAUCCGUAACUCGGGUAUUUCUUUCCGACCUGAAGAUCACUGAAGUUAUGAUUCCGCCUUCCUUGUUUAUUUCCGAGUCCCCAACAGUCUUGAAAGCACCAACAGGGUCAGCGCUGUCCUCGCGGAACACGACUCUAGUGGUUUCCACUAACUAGAUAGCGCAACCACAAAGUCAAAAUCGAAAAUAAUUGAAAGCAAAAAUGAGUUUUUUGGUGUAAAUGUAUGGUUAUGCAUAAGGAUAACUGUUUGGUUAAGGUCAGGUUUAAAGAAUAUACAUUGUAUAAAUAGGCGUGUUUUAUGACUUUGUGUCUGUGGUAACUACUGACGACCGACUCGAGUGAAUCCAAUGAGAUCACGCCGCGUUCUGGGCCCCAUGGCGAGAACAAGCAGGUGAUAGCAAGGGAAAAUCAAGAAAUCUUUAUUAGAGUGCCUACGAAGAGGUUUUUAGUUCAUAGAUCAAGCCAACAGUAAGAAGUAUCACCUAAAAUAAUACAGUUUAGCUUGCUGCAUGUAAAGGCGUGCGCUUUCAUUUAGUUUAUAUUGUUGUUUAAACUAGUCUGCUUCAAAGAACUGAACUGCUGGAGUGGAGAAGGAAGCUACCUAACUGACGGAACCCGUUUACAGAACCCAAGACUUCUCUUUGUUUUUGAAUGAAUGGUCAAGGCAUCACCUGCGCUGGGCGUCCAUGGCAUUCAUACUGCACGCCAGUGCUCCAUGAUGGGGCUAGAAGUUUCCACGAUCAUGUCACCAUGAGGAGGAAGCUGACUUUAUGGGCUCGCUUCUGUCUCGUCUUGGCUCUGCUGCCUUCACAAACAGCCUCUGUUGCAGUCAUGUCAGUUGACCUGGGCAGUGAGUGGAUGAAAGUAGCGAUAGUAAAACCUGGCGUGCCAAUGGAGAUUGCUCUAAACAAGGAGUCCAGGAGGAAAACGCCAAUAGCUGUGUGUUUAAAAGAAAACGAGAGACUUUUUGGAGACAGUGCAUUGGGAGUGUCUGUGAAGAACCCCAAAUUUGUCUAUAGGCAUCUUCAGAGCCUCCUUGGCAAGAAGCAUGACAACCCACAGGUGGCGGUCUAUCAGAAACGCUUCCCCGAGCACCAUCUGGUGACUGAUGAGAGUCGGGGCACAGUUCUCUUUAGCAACUCGGAAGAAAUGCAGUACUCUCCAGAGGAGCUCCUGGGCAUGGUUUUGAACUAUUCACGUGGACUUGCUCAGGACUUUGCAGAGCAGCCCAUCAAAGAUGCAGUGAUCACCGUCCCAGUCUUUUUCAAUCAGGCAGAGCGCAGAGCAGUCCUGCAGGCUGCACAGAUGGCAGGUGUUAAAGUCCUUCAGCUCAUCAACGACAACACGGCGGUGGCACUCAACUACGGCGUCUUCAGGAGAAAAGACAUCAACAGCACAGCACAGAACAUAAUGUUCUAUGACAUGGGUUCAGGCAGCACAACGGCAACCAUCGUCACAUACCAGACAGUCAAAACCGAAGAGUCGGGUUCCCAGCCACAGCUCCAGAUACGAGGAGUGGGGUUUGACCGCUCUCUGGGGGGCUUUGAGAUGGAGCUGCGGCUGCAGGACCACCUGGCCAAGCUAUUCAACAAGCAGAAGAAGACCAAGAAGGACGUGAGGGAGAACCACCGGGCCAUGGCCAAGCUUCUCAAGGAGGCCCAGAGACUCAAGACUGUGCUGAGCGCUAAUGCCGAAUUCAUGGCACAGGUGGAAGGGCUGCUGGAUGACAUGGAUUUCAAGGCCAAGGUGACCCGUGUGGAGUUUGAGACCCUGUGUGCUGACCUUUUUGAGAGAGUGCCUGGCCCUGUACAGGAUGCCCUCAGCUCUGCAGAGAUGUCCCUGGAUGAGAUCGAGCAGGUGAUCCUUGUGGGUGGCUCCACCCGAGUGCCUAAGGUGCAAGAAGUGCUGCUCAAAGCCGUUGGGAAAGAGGAGCUAGGGAAGAACCUCAACGCAGAUGAGGCUGCAGCCAUGGGGGCUGUGUACCAGGCCGCUGCCCUCAGCAAGGCCUUCAAAGUCCAACCUUUCCUGGUUCGCGAGGCAACCGUUUUCCCCAUUCAGGUGGAGUUCACAAGUGAGAUGGAGGAGGAUGGUUCCAGGAUCCUGAAGCACAACACGCAUAUUCUGUUCCAGAGGAUGGCCCCCUACCCCCAGAGCAAGGUCUUCACCUUCAACCACAUUGACGACUUUGCCUUCAACAUCAACUACGGCGAUCUCAGUUUCCUGGGCCAGGAAGACCUCAGUGUCUUUGGCUCUCUCAACCUGACCACAGUGCAACUGUCUGGGGUGGGCAGCAGCUUCCAGAAGCACACCGAUGCUGAGUACAAGGGCAUCAAUGCCAGCUUCAACAUGAAUGAGAGUGGCGUGCUCCUCCUUGACCGGGUGGUGUCUGUCUUUGAGACCGUUGUGGAGGAGGAGGAGUCUACUCUGACAAAACUGGGAAAUACAAUUUCCAGCCUGUUUGGAGGGGGAUCCUCGGAACCCAACACAAAUGUGACUGAACCAGUUCAGGAUGAGGAGAAGGUUCAUCCGGAGUCUGUGAAUGAGCAAGAGGAGACUGCGCCCCAGGAAGAGAAGCAGGAGGCUGGGGAGGAACAACAGCAGCAGGAGGAGGUGGCCCCAACCCACGAGAAGACUGAGGGAGUAGACAGUAAGGCUGAUCUUCAGGAUGAAAAGGAGGGAGCCAAAUCUGGAGAAGAGGAGAAAACGGCAGAGGAAGCGGCAAAGACUGAGGCCGAGAAGAAAGCCAAGCAUCAGAAGAAAAAUGAGAUCUAUGAGGAUGUCACAGUGGAGCUCCAAGUAAAAGACAUCCUUAACCCUCAUUUAGAAGCCAUCACCACCUCAAACAAGAAGCUCCAAUACCUGACUGAUAGAGACCUGAAGAAACAGGAGAGGGAGAAGACACUGAACAGCCUUGAGGCAUUCCUUUUUGAUACCCAGGACAAAAUGUACCAGGAGGAGUACCAGGCAGUGGUGUUGGAGGAAGAGAAGGAAAUCAUCCUGGCCAAGCUGAGUCAAGUGUCGACCUGGAUGGACGAGGAUGGCUACUCUGCGUCCACCAAGGAGUUGCGGGAGAAGCUGCAGCAUCUCAGAAAGCUGUGCAGGGCCAUGUUCUUCCGUGUGGAAGAGCGCAGGAAGUGGCCUGGCCACCUGGCCACCCUGGAGAGCAUGCUCAACCGCUCCAGCUUCUUCCUCAGGAGCUCCAAACUUGUACCAGAGGAUGACCGAAUCUUCACUGACGUGGAGCUGAAGAUGUUGGAAAAAGUCAUCAACGAGACCUCUACGUGGAAGAACAACAAAGUAGCUGAACAGGAGAAGAGUUCUCCCACGGAGCAGCCUGUGCUGCUGUCCAAAGACAUAGAGUCCAAGUGGGCUUUGCUGGACCGCGAGGUCAACUACUUGCUGAACAAGCCCAAGCCCGCCAAGCCCAAGCCCAAGGCCGCCAAGCCCAAUAACAACAGCACCACAGAGAGCAGCAGCAGCAAGGCCAACGGCAGCAAAAUGGAAGAGCGAGUCAUACUUCCCAAUGAGGAGACCAAAGACGAAGAGGGCACUGAGGAGGUGCAGCAAGAGGAACCGCCCAUCAAAGAGCCCACUGGACAGAACACGGACUCACUCAGCCAAUCACAGCCUACAGAUAAAACUGCAAGUACAGAGGGCACUGAGGAGGUGCAGCAAGAGGAACCGCCCAUCAAAGAGCCUACUGGACAGAACACAGACUCACUCAGCCAAUCACAGCCUACAGAUAAAACUACAAGGACGGAACCAACAGAGAAGAAACAGUCAGAAAACCACAAAGGGGAUGAGUUUUAACAGCUGGAACGAGAUGUCAUUGUAUUUGUGGACUGUUUAAUUGUUUCCUACAUAUUUUGGGGGUUUUGUUUUUCCAGCCUUUUAUUUUGAAAACCGUAAAGUCAUUGGAUCAGCUCAAACUUCUUGAACUGUCUUAUUCCCCCUACCUACCUCUCGUUCUCACUUUCUGUUCACCUUCAUCCCCCUCUGUUGCCAAACAUCUUUCCCCUCUUACUGACAUGAGCAAGGAGCGCUGACUAAGCCUGGAAUAACCAGCGAAUGAAAUGACACAAGACUUGAAGUUUGUAUUCUACCAUCCUGCCCUACAGGUUUAGGCAUACUUUCCCACAUGCAAACAACUACUUGGACAACUGUAUAUUUGCCCUUCAUUGAACAAAGAAGUGUUUAUUUUUGGUAGGACUAAUGAUAACAGGACUCAAUGUUUCCUCCACUGGAGCUCUGUUGCGUUGCAUUGUUUGUCGCUUUCUGAGAUCAGGAAGGGUAGUUAUGAUUUGACCUCUCAAGCAGGCUUGUUUUCACGUAGCAAGUCUUGCUUUUAUUUUAUUUUUUGUGAGUUUGCACUGGUUGAGAAAUAUAUCAAAUGGGCUGGAGCUAAUGUAUGCUCUUGGGGAAUGGGUUUUAUGUGUAUUUGAAUAUUGAAUGCCUUAAUACCUUGUAUUGUGGCACAUAAACAAUCUGUGAUUGUGUGCAUCCAAAUAUUACUGAUGACCAGUCGUUAAAUGUGUUCAUAGGUGUAAAAUCUAUUUCAUGCUUUUCAGAACCUUCUCGCCAUGGUCUUCUGACAAUUCAUCAAUGAAUUAGCUUGAGGGAAACAUUUUUCACUGAAGUACAUCUCUUGAUUUCUAAAGUUAAAUAAACUUCAAUUACCAAGGUGUAAUUUGGGCUUGCCAUUGGUUGUGUUCAGUAGGUGAACAAAAUAAGAUGGCAUUGAUUAUCGUUUUGUUAUGCUGUGCCCUACUGAACACAACCCUGGUCUUUGUAAGGCUGCAAGUAUGAAUUUGAGGGCUGCUCAACUGUUGCACUGACAGAAGAAGAUAUUAUCCACGUCUCAAGCUGCUUGAAUCUCUACCAGAGGAGUGUGGUUCCUGUUUUUCGCAUCACCUCAGAUGGUUUGAGGGGGAAUAAACUAACGGGAUUGGGGGAUGCCAAUGCUUUUCUUUCUAAACUGUUAAUAGUAUUUUU
Molecule: messenger RNA, 5293 nt
Organism: Oncorhynchus gorbuscha (pink salmon)
Lineage: Eukaryota; Metazoa; Chordata; Actinopteri; Salmoniformes; Salmonidae
Product: hypoxia up-regulated protein 1-like
Exons: 26
Coding region: 953-4111 (1052 amino acids)
Biological process (GO): negative regulation of hypoxia-induced intrinsic apoptotic signaling pathway; endoplasmic reticulum unfolded protein response; cellular response to hypoxia
Cellular component (GO): endoplasmic reticulum chaperone complex
Molecular function (GO): ATP-dependent protein folding chaperone; ATP binding
Source: RefSeq, a predicted model, not a curated record